Messenger RNA from Megalobrama amblycephala (Wuchang bream), 1076 nucleotides. Its product is annotated as O(6)-methylguanine-induced apoptosis 2-like. Gene Ontology annotation, molecular function: chromatin binding; histone binding. Gene Ontology annotation, cellular component: germinal vesicle; female pronucleus; male pronucleus. The transcript is spliced from 9 exons. Gene Ontology annotation, biological process: epigenetic programing of male pronucleus. Lineage: Eukaryota; Metazoa; Chordata; Actinopteri; Cypriniformes; Xenocyprididae. The record is from RefSeq and is a predicted model, not a curated record. Bases 141 to 1067 code for a protein of 308 amino acids.
GAAACACGGACACAAACGGCGUGACGUUUACAUGUUGCCAUGACAACAAAGAAUAAAUCCGACCCAAACUCUUGAGUUAGUUCACCUGCAACAGCAUGAAAACAACAGGACAGAAAACUGCCUGACAGGGAAAGGAAAGCAUGGGUAAACUACACAAAGGACUGUAUGUGUCUCAGGGAUGUGCUUCAUCCAUUCCUACCAAGUACCAGACAGUCAUCAUCAGAAAUGAAGAGAAGAAAGGCUUUUCCUCUCAGACAAAGAGGCUUCAGGAUCACCUGAAUGAGAACCCAGGGCCUGGUUCAUAUAUCUCACAUGCAUCUGUUGAAGGAUCCAGUCCUUCAUUCUCUAAGAGAGGAACAGGCAGCUUUGCGUCAAAAGCUGGUCGUGUGCCCCAUAGCUUUCCGAGGUUAAGCCCAGGACCUGAUGCUUAUAAUCUCCAGACGUCUCUGCUUCACAAGCAUGAUUUUAACAGAGGAGAAUCCAGAACGUUCCGUCUGCCUCUUGCACUAAAGAGGGAAACGCAAAAAAGUGAACAUCCUGCUCCAAAUCAGUAUGAUGUGUCUUAUAGUGUCGUGGACAGAAAUUCAACUGUUUCAGCUCGCUGUGCAUUUCGCUCCAGAACCAGACGUAGUGCCAGUGUCUCGGACAACUUUAAAGGACCGUCUCCCUGCCACUAUAAAGUGAGUGAUGUUAUGAUCCAGAAGACUCCUCAAGUUCCUGUCUCCUGUUUUAAAUCCACCACUGCCCGGAUCCAGCCACCGGUGAGAAACAACAUCCCCGGUCCCGGGACCUACGACCCAUAUCAGCCACCAGAACCCGUGAAGAGAACCGUUCUGCCAAGGAGACACUACUUGGGAUUAUCAGCGCCACCUCUGAUACCCGCCAAAGACCCACCCUUCCCCGGCCCGGGACACUAUGACAUAGUGAACGACAAUCGUCCAGCCAAACAGCUUGUGUCCAGCGCUGCCUUCCUGUCUGGGACAAGCAGGUGGAUACAGGAGGCCAAAGGACAGGACAUACCUGGUCCAGGUAACACCUACAUCAUCUCUACUUCAUUGAAAAAUUAGGCUUUUACU